Molecule: messenger RNA, 2782 nt
Organism: Polyodon spathula (Mississippi paddlefish)
Lineage: Eukaryota; Metazoa; Chordata; Actinopteri; Acipenseriformes; Polyodontidae
Product: AFG3-like protein 2
Exons: 17
Coding region: 121-2505 (794 amino acids)
Biological process (GO): protein-containing complex assembly; mitochondrial protein processing
Cellular component (GO): m-AAA complex; membrane
Molecular function (GO): ATP binding; ATP-dependent peptidase activity; ATP hydrolysis activity
Source: RefSeq, a predicted model, not a curated record
CGCAAAGUGACAUUCAGAAUGUGCUGCCAGUGCUGCUCUUAACUACAUAAAAAUUGUUUUUUAAUACGUGUCUGUUUUUGUUAAGAAUUAAAUUACAUAUGAACACUAUUAAAUUCCACGAUGGCACAUCGUUACCUUAUGUUGUCAAGGGGCUGUAGGGGUUUAUUUAAGAGCUUUUUGUCCCCUAAUAACAGCAUAAAGCUGCUGUCUAAACAAGCAAACAGUCACGUCGCAGUGGACAGAAGUACUGUGCUGGCUAAUGUGAUUGGUACAUAUAGAAGGCUCUGCUCACGGCCCCCCAAAGGAUUUGAGAAGUAUUUUCCCAACAGCAAAAAUGGCAAAAAAACUACUGAGUCAAAGGGAACUAAUAGUGAAGCUAAAGAGGCCAAGCCUGCAAAUGACCAGCGUUCCUCUGAUAAUAGUGGGGGAGGUAGUGAAGCAGGAGGAGGUGGAGGAGGCAAGAGAGGUAGCAGGAAGGACAAAUCCACAUGGUGGGCCAGGUUGCAGAAGGGAGACAUUCCUUGGGACGACAAGGAGUUUCGUUUGUACUUCAUGGGAAGUGUAGCGUUCUGGGCUGCAGUCUCGUAUUACUUCUUCUGGAACUCGGGGAGAGAAGUUACAUGGAAGGACUUUUUGAAUAAUUAUCUCUCCAAGGGAUUUGUAGACAGAUUAGAAGUGGUAAACAAGCGAUAUGUGAGAGUAAUAUUUACACCUGGAAAAUUGCCUGUCGAUGGGCAAUAUGUCUGGUUCAAUAUUGGCAGUGUGGACACUUUUGAACGAAACCUUGAAACUGCACAGCUGGAGCUGGGAAUUGAGGGGGAGAAUAAGCUACCUGUAGUCUAUGCUACUGAGAGCGAUGGCUCCUUCCUGUUCAGCAUGUUGCCUACAGUGCUUAUCAUUGGCUUCCUCCUGUACACGCUGCGGAGGGGUCCCACUGGGGGUGGGCGGUCCGGCCGCGGGAUGGGAGGUCUUUUCAGCGUGGGGGAGACGACAGCCAAAGUCUUGAGGGAUGAGAUUGACAUCAAGUUCAAGGACGUGGCCGGGUGUGAGGAGGCGAAGAUGGAGAUCAUGGAGUUUGUUAAUUUCCUCAAAAAUCCUAAACAGUACCAAGACCUGGGGGCAAAAAUCCCUAAGGGUGCUAUUCUGACUGGGCCUCCAGGCACUGGGAAGACCCUUUUGGCUAAAGCUACUGCAGGAGAGGCCAACGUCCCCUUCAUCACAGUCAACGGCUCAGAGUUCCUGGAGAUGUUUGUUGGAGUUGGUCCAGCUCGGGUGAGAGAUUUAUUUGUAAUGGCCCGUAAGAAUGCCCCCUGCAUCCUCUUCAUUGAUGAAAUUGAUGCUGUGGGAAGGAAAAGAGGCAGAGGGAACUUUGGGGGACAGAGCGAACAGGAGAACACCCUGAACCAGCUGCUAGUGGAAAUGGAUGGAUUUAACACAGCAACAAACGUAGUUGUCCUGGCUGGCACCAACAGACCAGACAUCCUAGACCCAGCUCUUAUGAGACCUGGCCGAUUUGACAGACAGAUCUACAUCGGACACCCUGAUAUAAAAGGGAGAGCAUCUAUUUUCAAAGUCCAUCUCCGGCCACUAAAACUGGAGCUCAGUCUAGACAAGGAGGGUUUAGCAAGGAAAAUGGCUGCAUUAACCCCAGGAUUUUCAGGUGCAGACAUCGCUAACGUGUGUAAUGAAGCUGCAUUAAUCGCUGCAAGACAUCUCUCAGAUGCCAUCAACCAAAAGCACUUUGAACAGGCUAUUGAAAGAGUAAUAGGAGGUCUGGAAAAAAAGACUCAGGUCCUUCAGCCAACAGAGAAGAAAACGGUGGCCUACCAUGAGGCUGGGCAUGCGGUAGCAGGCUGGUUCUUGGAACACGCGGAUCCCUUAUUAAAGGUUUCCAUAAUCCCUCGUGGAAAGGGGCUGGGCUACGCACAAUAUCUGCCAAAAGAACAGUACCUGUACACCAGAGAGCAGCUCCUUGACAGGAUGUGCAUGACUCUGGGAGGAAGGGUGUCGGAGGAGAUCUUUUUUGGUCGAAUUACUACCGGAGCACAGGAUGAUUUGAAGAAGGUCACGCAGAGUGCAUAUGCUCAGAUUGUGCAGUUUGGAAUGAAUGAAAAGGUGGGUCAGGUGUCCUUUGAUCUUCCUCGGCAAGGAGAAAUGGUAUUGGAGAAACCCUACAGCGAGGCCACGGCCAGACUGAUUGACACUGAAGUGCGCAUCCUUAUCAACACUGCCUAUGAGCGCACGCAGAAGCUCUUGACAGAGAAAAAAGCUGAAGUUGAAAAGAUUGCGCUAAGACUUUUGGAAAAAGAGGUGCUUGAUAAGAACGAUAUGGUAGAAUUGUUAGGAGGCAGGCCUUUUGCUGAGAAAUCGACUUACGAAGAAUUUGUGGAAGGUACAGGUGGCCUUGAUGAGGAUACAACACUCCCAGAGGGUCUUAAAGACUGGAACAAAGACCGAGAAAAGGAAGAGUACGCACGACAGAUCACCGGAGGAAUGCCAUUCUGAAUGGCAGUCAUUGUACAGUAUCUCUAUGACUCGCGCUGCAGUGCAUUUAAAAACAUGCUUUUAAUGCAGCCUUGGGCUCAGUUAACCCACAAGCCAAACAAACAUUAAUGCAUGCAGUUGGCUGUCAGCUUUGUGCAACUGCUCAUACCAGAAGUUCUUCUUAUUAGUGAUCACAGCUGCUAAAGAUCCUUACAACACUGAGUGGAUAACUUUCUAGUUAGUUGGCAGAGUGCAGUGUCAUCCACAUGUUGGUUUUUAUAACAAAACAAGAGUGGUG